This is a messenger RNA of Saprolegnia parasitica CBS 223.65, 1065 nucleotides long. Its product is annotated as pantoate-beta-alanine ligase. The record is from RefSeq and is a predicted model, not a curated record. Lineage: Eukaryota; Oomycota; Saprolegniomycetes; Saprolegniales; Saprolegniaceae. Gene Ontology annotation, molecular function: pantoate-beta-alanine ligase activity. The annotation marks the transcript as partial. Gene Ontology annotation, biological process: pantothenate biosynthetic process. The transcript has 3 exons.
GAUGACAAUGCUGACAACGACCAAGAUGACAGCGCGCAUGGCCUCGCGCCUUGGCACGCGCCAUGCGUCGACGAUGCAGAUCUGCGAAGACAUUGCGUCCUUCCGCCAAGCGAGGGCCGCGGUGCCGGCGGGCGCGACCGUCGGCUUCGUCCCGACGAUGGGGGGCCUCCACGCCGGGCACAUGUCGCUCAUUGCCGAGGCCAAGGCCACGUGCGAUGUCGUCGUCUCGAGUGUGUUUGUGAACCCGGCGCAGUUUGGCCCCAACGAAGAUUUCGACAAGUACCCGCGGACAUUCGAGGCCGACAUGGCCAAGCUGCGUGCGCAGGGCGUCGACAUCGUCUUCGCGCCGACGACGACCACCAUGUAUCUGCCCGACCACCGGUCGUACGUCGACCCGGUUGGCUUUGACGACGUGCCCGAAGGCCAGUGCCGGCCUGGCUUCUUCCGCGGCGUCUCGACAGUCGUCGCCAAGCUCUUCAACAUUGUGGCCCCGACGCACGCGUUCUUUGGCCAAAAGGACGCGGUGCAAUGUGUCGUCAUCAAGCGACUCAUCGAGGACCUCAACUUUCCGAUCGAGCUUCGCGUGAUGGACACGAUGCGGGAAGACGACGGCCUCGCCAUGUCGACGCGCAACCAGUACCUCUCACCGGACGAGCGAGUGGCGUCGAGCGUUCUCUACGCCGGUCUGCGCCAGGCCAAGGCCGAUUUUGAGGCGGCGACGACGCCGACGAUGCCGGCGGCGACGCUUCGCGCUACGAUCGAGCGCAUCUACCGCACCGAGCCGCUUGUGGGCGAGAUCCAAUACAUUUCGGUCGGCUCGAAGGAGACGAUGGAAGAGCUCGAGCUCGUCGACACGACCAAAGGCGCCGUGAUCUCGGUGGCUGUCAAGAUCGGCGCUUGCCGCCUCAUCGACAACAUUGUGCUGUAAUUGGCACCGACUCGUCCUAAUCACACUUAGAAGAAUCCCCGUGCGGAUGCCACUGGCCCAACAAACCUUUAAGUGCCGGGUGUUUGAUUCCGUCGUACCCUAACCCCAGAUGUCAUGUCGCAGAGCCUGCACCAAAC